This is a messenger RNA of Temnothorax curvispinosus, 1201 nucleotides long. RefSeq lists its product as uncharacterized. NCBI's taxonomy places the organism in Eukaryota, Metazoa, Arthropoda, Insecta, Hymenoptera, Formicidae. The record is from RefSeq and is a predicted model, not a curated record. The transcript has 2 exons. Gene Ontology annotation, molecular function: nucleic acid binding. The coding region runs from base 220 to 882 and encodes 220 amino acids.
UCACCUUGGACACAAUUUUUAGAAUAUGAGGAAAAAUUACCAAUGGUCUUAAAUAUUUCGAUUUUAUACAUAUAAAAAAAGAAGAAAUAUAUAUAUGUAUAUACUGUGUAUAUUGCAACCGCGUGAACUAUAAGCAAUACCGCUUAUUUUGCCUACGUGAAAAAGCGCCGUCUCUUGAUAAAUUAACAGAAUCUCAUUGACAUUCGUUGAGCAAAUACUAUGGAUAAUAAAACGCAACAAAGAGCCAAUAUUAAAUUUUGUGCCAAACUGAAAAUACCAGUGGUCGAAACGAACAAAAUGUUAAACAAGGUGUAUAGUCAGGAUUGUUUUCAGCGUACAAAUAUUUAUAAAUAUUAUAAUCAAUUUCUUAAUAAAGGUAGAGAGGAUAUCUCAGACGGUCAUUCAGUACCACGAAAAUCAAUUAGUCGUUCCGAAAAAGAGAAAAUGGUGCUUGAAAUUUUUCGAUCGGACCGCUAUAUGCAAUCUGUAAUACUCAUCGCGAAGCUUACCGACAUAACUAAACAAACUGUAUGCAAUAUUCUGGAUAAAGAUUUGCGCAAAUGUAAGAUUGAUAACCGCUUUGUACCGCGCACGCUGAGAGACGAUCAAAAAGACGCCAGAGAAAAGCACUGCAAAGACAUGCUAAAAGCAGCUAAUACUGAUCCAAAUUUUAUGAAAAAUAUCGUAAUUUGUGGCAAAACAUGGUUUUACCAAUAUGAGCCACUCCCAGAGCAGCAGAACCGAAAAGGGACAAAAUCAAAAAAUGUGCGCAUGCAGAAGGGCCCAAUCAAGGCAUUGCUCACCGCUUCUUUGACUCAAAAGGAAUCGUCCACAAGGAAUUUAUGCCGGAAGAUCAAACGGCAGACGCUGCUUAUUAUUUAAAAGUUCUGAAUCGCUUGUGGCGCAAGAUUUCUGAAAUUCCUGAAUACCAAGAGCAAGGGUCUUGGUUUCUUUUACACGAUUAUGCACCGGAACACAAAUCUAAGAUUGUAUGCGAUUUCUUGGCCACAAAUCACAUCACAACGCUCGAACAUCCCCCGCAUUCGCCUGAUUUGGCUCCAUAUGACUUUUGGUUGUUCCCACAACUCAAAUCGGCGAUAAAAGGAAAGCGAUACAAUAAUAUUCCCGACAUGGAACAGGCUUUGACCGUGGCUUUAGAGGCGAUUAAGAAAAAAGAGUACAAAGACUGUUUCGAAAAGCU